Messenger RNA from Bubalus bubalis (water buffalo), 4241 nucleotides. It is a transcript of the gene TTC23, whose product is annotated as tetratricopeptide repeat domain 23. NCBI's taxonomy places the organism in Eukaryota, Metazoa, Chordata, Mammalia, Artiodactyla, Bovidae. Gene Ontology annotation, molecular function: protein binding. The transcript has 10 exons. The record is from RefSeq and is a predicted model, not a curated record. Bases 479 to 2011 code for a protein of 510 amino acids.
UCAUUCAUUCUCCCUGGAGUUUAGUGUGGUACCGGGUCGCUUUACGGGAAAAGACUGCUCCAAUUUAGCCGGAAUUGCCCAACUUUUAGACUUUUAUCAUGGUGCUCAAUCUGUAAAAAGAAUCACCAAACUGAUAAAAACCAGUACAGCGUGGAUCAAACUGGUAAAUGAGGGUGCCGAGACAACUGUAAUUCGAUCGAAAAAGAAACGGACAACUCUCAAGCACACAGGGUAAUUGACAAAGGAUUUUACGACACAGUGAGAGAUGUGAGAGUUAAACUUUUCUGAUUUUUUUUUCUUUUGCUAGUUUUAAAGGCGUAGAUGUCAAAGGAAAAGCAAAUAAACUGCUGGCAUAAUGCAAGAAUGGUAGGAGGAGAGUUUUUCAGAGGGUGUUUUUCUUUUAGAAAGAACAUUAUUCGCAGAUUAGCAAUGGAUUUUUGAAUGAUAAAGGGAACAAGAGGGUAAUGUAUAUAAAAAUAUGCAAGAAUCACAGGAAACUCACAUAUCCAACCACCUGGAUGAAAUUGUUGCUGCCGUCAGCAUAACACCUAGAAAGAAACUGCAAAACCAGCUGCUUCAGAAAGCACUGUUCCAGCCUCCUCGGGAGAAACUCCGCCUCUCUGAAGAGAAAGCCAAGUCCUAUGCCAGCAGUCAUGAGUACAAAAAGGCUCUCCAUGAGCUUGUGCACUGCAUGGCUCUGACAAGGAUCUGCUACGGUGAUUCCCACUGGAAGCUGGCCGAGGCGCACGUUAACCUGGCUAAGGGUUAUCUUCAGCUGAAAGGAAUGUCACUACAAGCAAAACAGCAUGCAGAAAAAGCCAAAGAAAUCCUCACCAGCUCCAUUGUGCCUCCAUACAAUGACAAUACAGAUGUUUUCAAGUGUUCGGUUGAGCUGUUCCAUACCUUGGGGCAAGCCUUACUCUCCCUUCAAAAGUUCAAGGAAGCUUCAAAGAAUUUGACAAAGGCAGAGAUACUUUCAAAGGAGAUGCUCCAAUGUGGAAAGAUUAUAAAAGAAGAAUGGAUGGAAAUUCAAGCGCGGAUCAAAUUGUCAUUUGCACAGGUAUAUCAAAGUCAGAAGAAAUCAAAAGAAGCUCUGCCCCACUACCAAGAGGCUUUAGAAUAUACUGAGAUCAGUAGAGGUGAAAAAAGUCUAGAGUGUGUACCAAUACUGCAGGAGUUGGCAGCUGCAGAGCAAGCCCUGGGAUUUCACGAUGCAUCCAUCAACAACCUUUUACAGGCGCAUCUCAUCGUCCUGAGAGGAAACCCCUCCCGAGAGGAGGCAGCCACGUCUGCACACUCCGUUGCCUGUGCCGCCGUCGCUUCUGGGAGGCCUGAGCACCACGAUGUGGCUGAGCAGUAUUUUCAGGACAGCAUGGCUAAUCUCAAGGAUGCUGAAGGGAAGGAGAAAGCCAAGUUUCUUUCAAUUCAAGAUGAUUACUGCCAUUUCCUACAAGUCACUGGACAAGACGAGAGAGCCACUUCAAUCCUCAGAGAGUCCCUGGAGGCCAAAGUGGCAGUGUUCAGUGAUUUCAGUCCUGAGGUGGCAGAGACAUACCGGCUCCUGGGUGUGGCCGACCUGGCACAGGGGAACCAGACCGGGGCCCACAAGAAACUGAAGAAGUCGUCCUGGAGAAGGAUGGUGGUAGCUGGCUCCGAGACAGUGGCCAGGGGCUGGAGCAGAGUUGUGGGGGAGUCGAGGGAUGUCAAUAAACGUGUAGAACCCACAGCCCUGGGCAACUCGGAGGUGAGGAGUGAGGGAGGCGGCAGGGACAACAGGACUCUGAGCGGGCACUUGAGACGCUCAGGGAGGGCUGCUCCUCCGCCGCUGUCCAGGGCAGCCGGGAGCAAAGGCCUGGCCUCCCUUCUGUUCUUCCUCCUCUCCCGGCCCCAUGUCCCAGGGCCCCUGGCCCCGCUCCGUCUGUGUUUCUCUCAUGGGAGGCUUCCUGCCCAUCUGUGCAGUAACCCACGGGUCUCUAGCUCAUUGGCCUUCCAAGGAAGGGAGUGUGUCUGAGAGUGUGUGUGUGUGUCUGAGUGUGUGUGAGAGAGGGAGAGGGGGGAGCAGGGUAUGCUGCCUCAGAUUCUUGCCGCUCCUUCUGCCCGGAACCCCACCCCCACCUCCCUGCCCCCGACCUGGCCCUCUUCAUAUGGCUGACUCCCCAUCCUGCAGGUUUCAAUUCGAACGUCACCUCCGAAAGGCCUUCACUGACCCAAGCCUCCUCUGCCACUACUGACCUCUCCCCCACCUUAUUCUUUCAGAGCCCGCAUCCUUUAUUCUCUACCAUAUCUCUUACGAGCAGUCAGGCCGUGUUUGUUCACACGUUUUUAAAUACCUGGCUCCCGCACAACACUGGAAACCCCCCUCCACCGCUCCAACCCCGAGGUGGACGCAGGGUUGGCGUCUGGCAAGGGCUCAGCAAACACCCGUGAGAAUGUGUAGCUGCAGCGAAAGACACAGGUCCAGGGGGUGAGGCUGGUGUCUGAGGGGCUGGGCAUACCAAGCCCCGCCCCAACGUGACCCUGUUUUUUAUAGGGAAAUGCUGUCUGAGGAGCUGUGUCUUGGUCUGUCCUUUCAUUUCCCCACGUUCAUCAUUUAAGGAAUCAUUCCUGAUGUAAAUGAAAGCAUAACUUUGUUUUUCUAAACAUUUAAGGCAUUUCAUACAUCCACAUAUUUUAACUUCUGAUGUUGUCUUUUCUUCUUAAUUCUAACCUUGAGAACUGACAUAAAAAGAGAAGCACAGUUCAUGUGUUCCUGGGUAAUCUCUCCUCCCCAUACUCUAGCAUCAGAUAAUACGUGUAAACAAGAGCAGUGAUUUCAGAUUCUGAGCAUUAGAGUCUUUGAAAAUAUUUUACCUUUCUCAGGCUUUGUUUUUCAUUUCUUGUAAAGACAAAAUACAUGUGCUUGCUUGAAGGUUUGGCACAGACCCCUCCCAGGCAAGAAAAGUAUGUCUUUCUGCAUUUUCCAUCAUUGAGUCUCGUACCUUGCAACUGAGAUGGCUCCUAAACUGCAGCCCUAGCUGCACCGCCUCUCUUAUUAAAAAAGAUAUGGCCCAGCAGCACUUCUGUGGUCAGAAAUUUCCCAAUAGAAAUGAUGACAUGGUUUCAGGACUUAAGACUGGAGGUUGAGGAAGAAAAGGCGAGAUCAGCCCACUUCUGCAGAGGAACUGCCAUGAAAAUAAGUGGCCCUGAGCACUAGUUGCAGAUUGUCAGAGAUCCCCCCAAAUCGGAAAAUACGCCCCUUUCUGAGUUCAGGUCUUGUAGACUGAGUCAGCUAACCUCUGUGCCUCAGCUGCCGCCGAGCCACUGGUGUGUCCACACAGGGAAGGGUGCUGGCUGGGGGGCUCGGAGGUGGGCCAGAGCAGGCAAGUCAAUGCCUCCGAUCCCAGAUUCCUUGGCCUCUGGGCUCCUUAGAAACCUAACUUUCAAAACUCAAAGUCGUGUCAAGUAUCAUUUUUAAGGUUCUCACCAAGUGCUUAAGAUUGUGUCUAACUCCCGUGGCGUUAUGGAUGCCCGUAAGGGAAAGUGGCACCUAGGGGCCACAAUUUCUGCUGUUGAGCGCCGGGAUUAUGAUGGAGGAGGUUUGUGGCACCGCAUCCUCAUGGAGCUUCCUCACCAGACAGCUCAGCAGCUGACGCGUCACUGGAGCCCUGUGGUCUAAACACGUCUCACAGACCCAUAUAAGAACUUCAUAAGUGGAUCUUUUAUUCAACCUAUUUAGUCAUUCAUUAAUUUAGCAAAUACUGCAUCUACUUAGGCACCUGGAACACAAAGGGGAGCAAGACAGACAGGGCCCCUUUGGUGACAGCUCAUAGACUAGUGUAAAGCUCAAGUCCCCUUCGCCUUCCUGAAGCAGGAAAGGUCUUUAGUAUUUAGGGAACAAUGAAAACACAAAUGACUUCUCCCAGUCCCUGCAGAUAAAAUCAAGAGAACACAAACAGUGUAUGGCUUCCUAAAACAUCUGGAAUCUCAAAAUUUGGGGGUUUUUUUUGUCCACUUAAAAACGACAAACACCCUUUGGAGGCUGAUUUCAGAUCAGAGUGUACUGGACUCCUUGGGAGAAUUGGGAGAGUACAAAAUACCUUUACUGGUGGAGAAUGUUCUGUUGAGGCCUGAGGAAUUCUUUACUUGGUUCAGUGAGAUAUUUACAAUGCCCAGACUUGAUCUCUGUCAAUAUUUUUAACAAAGGAAUUGAAAGACUUACCUCACACAAAAAUGUUUCAGCAAAUUUAGCUAGGAGCCACAGA